Cryptomeria japonica (Japanese cedar) is the source of this 588-nucleotide messenger RNA. RefSeq names its product histone H4. The record is from RefSeq and is a predicted model, not a curated record. Gene Ontology annotation, biological process: nucleosome assembly. NCBI's taxonomy places the organism in Eukaryota, Viridiplantae, Streptophyta, Pinopsida, Cupressales, Cupressaceae. Bases 42 to 353 code for a protein of 103 amino acids. Gene Ontology annotation, cellular component: nucleosome. The transcript has a single exon. Gene Ontology annotation, molecular function: protein heterodimerization activity; structural constituent of chromatin; DNA binding.
UUUUUACAUAUUUUCUUCAGCAGUUCGGAAAGAGUGAUAAAAUGUCGGGACGAGGGAAGGGAGGAAAGGGUUUGGGGAAGGGAGGUGCAAAGAGGCACAGGAAGGUGCUGCGAGAUAACAUUCAGGGCAUCACUAAGCCCGCAAUUCGUCGCCUUGCAAGGAGAGGAGGCGUUAAGCGUAUCAGCGGCCUUAUCUAUGAAGAAACCAGAGGGGUUCUGAAGAUCUUCCUCGAGAAUGUAAUCAGAGAUGCUGUUACCUACACUGAGCACGCACGCAGGAAGACUGUUACAGCUAUGGAUGUCGUCUACGCCUUAAAGAGGCAAGGCAGGACUCUCUACGGCUUUGGCGGCUGAGGUUAAUCGCUCGCUUUAUCUAAUGAUAUGGUGUCUUUCGACACCACCGUUUGUCUGGAAGUUUUUAAGCUCUGUCAAAUUAUUUUCUUUUCUUCAAUGUACGUGUCUUGUUAGGGUUUGAUGUCGGGUCUUCUUCUCUGAAAUCUGAUCUGGAGGGAGUAAUGGAGAUUUCUUUGUUGUCCUUAAGAUUUUCUGUUUGGAUUUAUAAAAUAUUAGCCUCAUCAUAUUUGAUUCA